This is a messenger RNA of Schistocerca serialis cubense, 1264 nucleotides long. Its product is annotated as ankyrin repeat domain-containing protein SOWAHA-like. The transcript is spliced from 5 exons. The coding region runs from base 4 to 561 and encodes 185 amino acids. Gene Ontology annotation, molecular function: protein binding. NCBI's taxonomy places the organism in Eukaryota, Metazoa, Arthropoda, Insecta, Orthoptera, Acrididae. The record is from RefSeq and is a predicted model, not a curated record.
UUGAUGUGUUUGUACAUGCAGGGCUACACUCCUCUACACCUAGCAACACAGUUUGGUUAUGAAGAAAUAGCAAACCUUCUGGUGAAUGCUUAUGGUGCUGACCAGAAUCUACGUGACUACAGUGGGCGAAAAGCUCGCCAGUAUCAGGCAAGCCAGGACACAAGUGUGUCAGCUGACACAUUCCGCAAAAUCAAAGCAAGGAAAAAACAGGCAGAAAAGGACUUAGGAUUCUUGAGAAUUGGUUCACUGAAUGUGAGAGUGAAGAAAACAACUGAAGCAUUCAGCAACUUCUUAGGUGUAGGAAUAAACAGUGACAAAAUACAUAAAACUUGGGGCUCAGCCGAUAAUAUACAGCAGGUUGACCGUCGCCGAAUGCCACCACCAAAGGCAGCACCAUUGAAGAAACGUCGCUCUCGACACGGUACUGCUGACUUUACUGGUAGCUACAGCACACCAAGUACACCUCCAAGUCAGUCUCGCACUGCAAACAGUGAGCCAGGGCAGGAUUCAGACUCUGACUCGGCAUGUGGCUUUGGCAAUAAUUGGCAAGGUACUGUUUGAUGAAUGUGUUGUGAAUUUCCUCCAUGAGAGACUGACUAGUGUUGGCUUUCUUGCUUUAAAACAUUUUAGUAUUGUGAAACCAGUUUCUAUAAUAUUAAUGUAGUGGUGUUCAGUUUGAUGUAUUGCUUUCUUUCCUUUAAGUUUUUUUAUAUUUAUUAUAAAAUUAUGAGUAUUAUUUUCGUAUUUUUACAGAUAUGUUGUAUGUUCGAUAAAAGCUGUUAUCAACCUACAGUAUUUUUACUUUUGUACAAUAGUUUCUGUGUUAUCAGUUUUGCUUCAUCUCUUUGUAAAAUUGUCCUAAAUUUUGUCCUAAAUUCAGCAUUAAAGUCAAUUUAAUGUCAAUGUAAAUCAUUUUACUGCAGUGCUAUAAUUUAGUCUUAGAAGUAAUUGUCUCUACAAGUUGUUUUCUUUGUGAUAUAUUGUCCUGAAGUAAACUUUUUCUCGUCAGCGUUCAAUUCUAGUUUUUAGAAACAUGUAGGAAAGAUAGAAAAGGAAACAAACUGUUCAGUUCUUUUCGCAUACAUGGUAAUUAAUAAUUAGGAUUUAUUUUUAUGUGAGAAAUGUUGUACAUUACUCAAUGAUUUAGUUGAUGGCAGUAAACACAUGUGAAUCUCAAUAAUUGUACUGUGUAGAGUAUGACUGAUGGUUUACUGUAGAAAUUAAUGUAACAUUGUGAAUCAAAUAAAAUAAGUUUUUUUAACAA